Messenger RNA from Heterobilharzia americana, 753 nucleotides. NCBI's taxonomy places the organism in Eukaryota, Metazoa, Platyhelminthes, Trematoda, Strigeidida, Schistosomatidae. The record is from the annotation of a GenBank genome assembly.
AUGGUUUACUAUCGUGGAGGAAAACUUGUUGUAGUUCCCUCUUCAAAGGACGAUCAAAUUUCUCUUCCUGCUGGUUUGGAUAAUGCGGUGACACAGUUUGAAACUUAUGAGGACUUUCUGGAUUCUCAGAUAACUGCAACAGAUCUUUUCUACCUGGAGGAUGAAGAAUUGGCGCGACAGCUUGUAGAACUAGGUUACAGAGGGACAGGUGAAACGGUCAAGCGUGAGGAUUUUAACAACCGUAAGAAGGCUUUGGCAGAAGCUAUGCUCGCCAAGGAACAACAAAAAAAUACAUUGGCUUCAUCUGGUCUAAAGAUAUCUUGUCUAUUUAACCAAGCUUUAGCUGUACGUGAACAUCCUAAUCGAACUGGUAAAAUGUCUACUAUUAUUUUUAUACGAGAUAAAAACUCACGUGGUCAAGAGAUAUCUGGUUAUAUCGACUAUGCCCAUCGUUUAAAAACUGAAGAAUUUGUAUUAUAUUUUACAGAUAAGAAAAAACUGCUACCAAGACCUGGAGAUUUAAGUUUCUAUAAUUGGGAAACUCAAAAUGUUGUGGCUACUUCAUCAGCAAAUUAUACUGUCAUAACAGAAAAUGCAAAUGGAUUACUGUUUAAGAAUAAACGUGAUAGAAAAAUUAUAAAUGUUGAUCCAACUGCUGCUUCACCUGGUGACAAUUCAAAGAGGACAAUUAUUGAAACUGAUAAAUAUCUUCAAGUUGUUAUCUACGAUCAUAUAACAAGGAGGAAAUCUUGA